CUCUGAGAUCAGCUAGAGAUUACUUUAAUACAGCCGAGCAAGAGGGAGCCAUGGGUUUUGUUCUUUUCUUUUCUUUACAAACAUGGAUACUGCUGAUCACAUUUAUCUGCAUAUUUGUUAUGUACGGCCACUGGACCUUUGGUAUAUUUGAGAAGAUGGGGAUCCCGGGUCCAAAGCCAGUCAUGUACUGGGGAACAAUAGCCAGGCACAACCGUGUUCACUACUUAGAUGACUACGAAUGUGCUCAAAAGUAUGGGAGGAUAUGGGGUGUGUAUGAGUUCAGGAAACCCAUGCUGGCUGUGAUGGAUCCUGACAUGCUGAAAACCAUCCUGGUGAAGGAGUGCUUCACCUACUUUACCAACCGCAGGAACUUUCGUCUGAACGGAGAUCUCUAUGACGCAGUGUCUCUGGCUGAGGAUGAUCAGUGGAGACGGAUUCGUAACAUCCUCUCUCCCUCCUUCACCUCUGGCCAUCUAAAAGAAAUGUUUAGCAUCAUGAAGCAUCAUUCGCACAAACUGACCGACAGCCUGCAGUCCAAGGCGCACAAUGAUGAGGUCAUUAUUGUGAAAGACUUCUUUGGAUCCUACAGCAUUGACGUGAUGGCAAGCUGUAUAUUCAGUGUGGAUUUUGACUCAAUCAAGAACCCUUCAAAUCCCUUCAUCACCCACGCAAACCAGAUGUUUAAAUUUUCCCUUCUUCUUUAUAUUUUUCAAGCAUGCUUUCCAAUUUUUCUUCCUCUCCUGGAGUGCCUGGGUGUCUCCUUGUUCCCCAAGUCUUCUACCGCUUUCUUAAAGUCAGUUGCGGAGAAGGUCAAAGCCGAACGCAUCAGCUCGUCCCAGGCUUCAGAUGAUAUGCUUCAGCAUUUGAUCAAGUGUCAGACAGCCAGUGAAAAUGACAAAGAAAAGAAGCAUAAGGGUCUUACUGAACACGAGAUAAUUUCCCAAGUGACCAUGUUUGUGUUUGCUGGCUACGAGACAAGUGCCAUCGCUCUUGUUUUUUUAGCGUACAGUUUGGCACGAAAUCCUGAAAUCAUGAAACGCCUUCAAAGUGAAAUAGACUCCACUUUCCCAAACAAGGGUCCAGUUGAGUACGAAGCUCUGAUGCAGAUGGAGUACCUGGACAGUGUGGUCAGUGAGUGUCUGAGGUUGUACCCCUCAAUUCCACGUCUGGAACGAGUGGCUAAGGAAACUAUAAAAAUCAGUGAAAUCACAAUCCCAAAAGGCAUGCUUGUUAUGGUUCCAGUCUACGCUCUGCACCGUGACCCCGAGCUGUGGCCAGAGCCAGAGGAGUUCAAACCUGACAGAUUUAGUAAGGAAAACAAGCAGAACAUCAACCCGUAUACUUACCUUCCAUUUGGGGCUGGGCCAAGGAGCUGCAUGGGGACGCGAUUUGCUCUGAUGAUGGUUAAACUGGCCAUUGUGGAAGUUUUGCAGAACUUCAGCUUCUCAGUCUGCAAAGAAACAGAGAUCCCCUUAGAGAUGGAUGUUGCAGGCUUUGUCUCUCCGGUUCGACCAAUCAAACUAAAGCUGAAGAUGCGUUCCAUCAGCUCAGCAAAUGUGGAUCCAUGUAACUAGAAAGCGCUCAGAGAUUUAAUAUGCAAGAAAAACUCUGGGUAUGAAAAUACCAAUUUAAUAUAUUUCAUUAAUGAUCAUCUACUCAUUUCUUGUCAGUUGGUUAGCAUUUAAAAAAGCAGUAAAUAAUCACUAAUCACUGACAUGUCACAUCAUUAAGAAGUAAUGACACAGAGUGCCUCACUAACAUACAGAAAAAGGUGGAAGAUUUACAUAAAUAUUUGGAAAGAGACAACUUUUUAAAAUAAUUUUGUUUCUGUACAUUACCAUAAUACAUUUUAAAUGAAACAACCGAGAUGCAGUUGAAGGGCAGACUUUCACCUUUAAUUCAGUGGGUUGAACAAAAAGAUUGUGUAAAAGUGUGAGGAACUAAAGUAUACUUUAACACAAUCCAAUCAUGUCAGGAGCUCAAAAGUAAUUGGACUAAUUAAAUAAGUGAAAAUACAAUGUUCAUUUCUAAUACUUGGUUGAAAACCCUUUGCUGGUAAUGACAGCCUGAAGUCUUGAACUCUGAUGCUGGGUUUCCUCUUUUUUAAUGCACCGCCAGGCCUUUACUGCAGUGGCUUUCGGCUGCUGUUUAUUUGGUAGACUUGGAUAUCUCCCUGGAGAGUGUUGUUCACUUGCUGGUUGUUUUCAAGGGGUUUCUCUAGGAAAUGAUUCUGCGAUUAUCCACCACUGUUGGCUUCCGUUGAUGUCCAGGUCUUUUGGUAUUGCUGAGUUCAUCAGUGCUUCCUUUGUUUCUCAGGAUGUACCAAAGUACAGAUUUUGCCAUUCCCAAUAUUGUAGGAUGUGUCAGCUUCACAGCUUAAGGAUGGCUUGUUUCACUUGCAUGGAGAGCUCCUUUGACCUCAUGUUGUCUCUUCACAGCAAAAUCUUCCAAAUGCAAGCAACACACCUCAAAUCAACUCCAGACCUUUUAUUUGUUUAAUUGAUAAUGACACCACGAAGGAAUUGCCCACACCUGCUCAUUAAAUAGCCUUUGAGUCAAAAUCACAGAUCUAUAAUGAAAGGGUCAUGGAUGAAGGCUUAAUUUAAAGGCUUUAAUUUUACACAUGUUAAAUUACUCUUUCGUUGGAAAAGUGAUACAUAAACAUAUUUGGGAGACAGCAUCUCUUCACUGUGAGAGCUCUAAAAAAGCCGAGAGAGUGGGAGGAAGAGAGUGGGUGUGGAUGCUGCUUAUCUUCCUGGAGGAGCAUUUUUCGUUUGUUUUAUUCUUAUUAACCCUGCUGUUCAUUAAUAAACUAUUCUUGCAACAGACA
Messenger RNA from Neolamprologus brichardi, 2830 nucleotides. RefSeq names its product cytochrome P450 3A30-like. NCBI's taxonomy places the organism in Eukaryota, Metazoa, Chordata, Actinopteri, Cichliformes, Cichlidae. Gene Ontology annotation, molecular function: steroid hydroxylase activity; oxidoreductase activity, acting on paired donors, with incorporation or reduction of molecular oxygen; heme binding. The record is from RefSeq and is a predicted model, not a curated record.